AUGAACAACUCCAUGAAAUUGUCUACUGGGUCCAUGAAAAUCUGUCUCAAGAGAGUUGAUGUGUUGAAAUGUUGGAAGGGUCUGCCUCAGGGUAUCAGAAAUGGAAAUUGGCCGCUGAGAGCCCAAGGGACGAAAUCAUCUUUAGGCUAUUUAUUUUUGUACUCUAAGACUAACGAGGUCAACUUUUCUGCCAUCUAG
Messenger RNA from Fusarium pseudograminearum CS3096, 198 nucleotides. RefSeq lists its product as uncharacterized. The transcript has 4 exons. The record is from RefSeq and is a predicted model, not a curated record. Bases 1 to 198 code for a protein of 65 amino acids. NCBI's taxonomy places the organism in Eukaryota, Fungi, Ascomycota, Sordariomycetes, Hypocreales, Nectriaceae.